This is a messenger RNA of Ziziphus jujuba (common jujube), 681 nucleotides long. Its product is annotated as Bowman-Birk type proteinase inhibitor-like. The record is from RefSeq and is a predicted model, not a curated record. The coding region runs from base 65 to 439 and encodes 124 amino acids. Gene Ontology annotation, cellular component: extracellular region. The transcript has 2 exons. Lineage: Eukaryota; Viridiplantae; Streptophyta; Magnoliopsida; Rosales; Rhamnaceae. Gene Ontology annotation, molecular function: serine-type endopeptidase inhibitor activity.
UCCAUAAUCUCAUACCCACUCAAAAAAGAAAAAGGAAAAAGAGAAAUCAGAUCGAUCUUCAGCAAUGGCGGCCUUGAAGAAAAUUGUGGUCUUGCAGGCAGCACUGCUAGUUCUUACAGUACUAGCUGUGUCUGCAAAAGCUGAUAGGUUGGAUUUCUUCAAGCUUCUCAAUUCCAACAGUAAAAAAUCUGUGGAUGGUUACAAAAGAUCAGAUAUUCCAGCGUGCUGUGAUAAGUGCAUCUGCACGAAGAGCAUACCACCGCAGUGCAGAUGCACUGACAUCUUUAUCGGCGACGAGCGGUGCGAGAACUGUGAAACUUGUAUAUGCACUCGCAGCUUUCCACCGCAGUGUCAGUGCCUCGAUAUUAAGGACUACUGCGAUCCACCAUGCUCAUCCUCCUCCUCCACCGUUCAGAUCAUCAAACAAGUGGCUGCCUGAUCCACAUGAUCAGAGACUAAUAAACCCAACGUUAUUUUAUAUAUAAUAUAUAUAUAUAUAUAUGUAUGUUAUGUAUCAUGCUACAUGAUCAUGUGCUCCGUGAUCUACUAGCUAGUGUUUACUGUCUUCAAUUUGCCUCAGUGGCUGACUGGUGUUGAGGCUUUAAUUUUCUAUAUUAAAAAAAAUAAAAAUAAAUGUACUUGUGAAGAUUAAUAAAAAAUAAUUAAUGUUGGGUUCUAAAA